ACGAGUUUUGGUCACGAGACCAAUAAUGGUGUCGUAAGAAUCAAUGAACAUGUAAAGGUCAACUUUACUAACAGUAAGGUAUCGAAUUCGUAUCGAAUAUUCUUCAUUACAAAAUUAUUCUAAACACUAGCCGGAAGGAAGAAAAGUGAGAUGAAAACCAAAGCAAAUGUAACACAUCGUUUUUGGAAUUUAACGCACAAUAAGAAAAACAUAACAUUGAAGUUACUAUCUUAAAAUAAUAGAAUAUUAAUAUCAUAAAAAUCACGUAUUUAUUUUAUUUAGGAUUUACUAGAGUAAGGAAUGGAAAAUAUGAAAAAGGUAUUUUAGUGUAGAAUAGUUGUAGAGCUCGAAUCAUGGUUGACAAGAAAGUUGAAAACUUACUACAGUUGAUACGAAACAAAUGUUUAUUGAGUAAUGUAAGCGGAAUAAAGUGCUUGUCAGUUAUGUUUAGGAGAAUGGACACUAAUUUUGAUAAACGAUUGUCGUUCGAAGAACUUGAUACUGGACUGAAAGAAUUUGGUAUUGACAUCAUUAAUGAUGAUCUAUGGAUUUUGUUUAAUCAUUUUGACAAAGACAAAAACAGUGAAAUCGACUUUUUGGAGCUGGUAGCUAAGUUACGUCCACCCAUGGCACUUAGAAGAAUAGAAGUAACUAACGAAGCAUUUGAUUCUUUAGAUGCAAACAAAGAUGGAAUAUUAAGUAUUGAAGAUCUCAAAAUUGUCUACUCAGUCAACGCCAAGCGACAUCCGAAGUUUAUUUCCGGUGAAUGGACAGAAGAGCAAGUUCUUCGGAACUUCUUGGACAGUAUCGAUACACCUGGUAAUCCGGAUGGGAAGGUGACACGUGAAGAAUUCAUGAACUAUUACGCCGGGGUCAGUUCAACAGUGGAUGAUGACAGUUACUUCGAUCUUAUGAUGAGAGCGUGUUAUGGUCUACCAAGUAGAAGCUCGUGAACUGUAGAAAGUACAUUAUCUAACCUAUUGACUGAAAGAGUUUAUUAAACUUCAUAUAAUCACCCACUUAAAGUAUAUAAAUAACGUACAUGUACAAAAUGAUAUCAUUUGAAUAUAGUGUUAGUUCUUUUGAUAGUUACAGUUCGUGUCAUGUGAUUUAUAGUGAUAGUGUUUUGCAGUGUUAACUAAUUAAAUGACAGUUUGUCUUAUAUAGUGUUUUUUAGAGAAAAUUUGUCUGCAGUGAUGAUAGUCCAUUGGUAUCGAAAGCUUGUUUAUAGUGUUGUUCCAUUCCCACUAAUGUAAGUAGUUCUGAUCCCAUUAAGCGUUUAACUAUAAUUUCAGCUGAAUAAAAUGUUCACGUAAUUAAAUAUCUUUAAUUUUGAAAUCGAAGAAAAAAGAGAAGUUCAACGUUGAAGGUACAUUUUAAGGCACAAUAUGCCUACGGAAUGAAUGAAUUUUUUGUGCUUCUGCAGAAAGGACACACGUGUAAUUUAUUAUGGUUUCGUAACAGAUUUAGAACGUUUGAGACGCCUAACAAAUGAAGACAGCGCAAUAAUUUAUUAUUAAGUUAAACAAAUCAAUAAUUGAUUAAGAAUGUAAAAAAAAACUACAUUAAUAAUAUCAUAUUUAUAUGCUAAUCUACCAAAUUGUCUUGUCUUUUAAACGCUUUAAUACACAAUAUUGCUAUUUGUCUAAUAAGAAAAUUUUCUAUCUGCGUUAAAAAAUUGUAUGAAUUUGUAAACACUAGGAUUUACAGUAAAGUAUCUUGAAAUGUAUCGCUAUAAACUGGACAUACAAUAUUAUUAUAAAAUGAAAUUCAUCUUCUAUAUCCCGGACGUACAUAAUGCGCAUUUUCUCCGACUUCACUUCCGGAUUCAAUAUUGU
Ruditapes philippinarum (Manila clam) is the source of this 1838-nucleotide messenger RNA. Its product is annotated as calcyphosin-like protein. The record is from RefSeq and is a predicted model, not a curated record. The transcript has 2 exons. The coding region runs from base 354 to 953 and encodes 199 amino acids. Lineage: Eukaryota; Metazoa; Mollusca; Bivalvia; Venerida; Veneridae. Gene Ontology annotation, molecular function: calcium ion binding.